Molecule: messenger RNA, 4407 nt
Organism: Oreochromis aureus
Lineage: Eukaryota; Metazoa; Chordata; Actinopteri; Cichliformes; Cichlidae
Gene: dennd11
Product: DENN domain containing 11
Exons: 9
Coding region: 402-1913 (503 amino acids)
Cellular component (GO): cytoplasm
Source: RefSeq, a predicted model, not a curated record
UUAAAGUAAGAAUAAAAAUUCAUUAAAAGAUUUUUCUAAUGACCCUAUUAAGUCGCUUUAUAGUCAUUAUUAAGGGCAGUUGCAAAUAUCCAUUGUUGUAAGUAACUUAAAAUGUUGUGUAUUUGACAGGGGAAAUGUAAAAAAAAAAAAAAAAAAAUAGGUCACUGUAUUAAAUAGUAAUAUAGACACGUGGGCGGAAGUGGGCUACGUCAUCAAAACAGUGAGGCAGGAGGAGGAAAAGAAGCCCCGUCCGUGGAUGUGACACGCUUACAAAUACAUAGAAAACAACUCCGCGAGCAGCAGGAAAUCAUGAUCCGUCUCUCACGCCGUGCUUAACCCGCUCGACACAUCGGCACGUCGGAGCUUUGUGUAUUUUCUCCCCUUCCUUCUGCAGCAGCAUCAUGGUGGAACAGUCGGACCGAGCUCCGCUCCUGGACUGGGAGGAGAUCCCACCGCCCGAUCCGAACCAGGCGGCUCAACCUACGCCUCAGCCGCCGCGAGAAGAAGACUCCGCAGCGGAGAAAAGUGCGCCGACAGACACUGCGGCUGGUACUGGGUGGAGCAGCAGCACCACCAUCGACGCCACCACCAUCAUCAUCCCCCCCGGCCCGACACGCAAUGUGACAGCUGCUGUUGUUGUCAAAGGGGACGGAAGCCCGGGCCGAACAGAGCUGUCCGGGCACGGCUGGGAUCGCCCGCAGCCUCUCGGUACAGACCGUAACGUCCCUUUCCCCGGCCUCUCAGUGAAGGAUCAGUGGGAGGAAAAAGACCAGAUAGUGGCCGUGUUUGUGGUUACCUUUGAUACAAGAUCAGGGAAUAUGAUAGAGUGGUGCCUGCCUCAUGACAUCAACUUGGAUGGUGUUGAAUUCAAGUCAAUGGCCAGCGGUUCUCAUCGGAUCACCAGCGACUUCAUAUAUUUCCGUAAGGGUGGCUACUUCGGUCUGGCAUGUUUUGCAAACAUGCCCGUGGAGAGUGAGCUGGAACGAGGAGCGAGAAUGAAGUCUGUGGGAAUUUUGUCUCCGUCCUACACUCUGCUCUACCGUUACAUGCACUUCCUGGAGAACCAAGUCAGACACCAGUUGGAGUGUCCUGGCCAGUAUUCUCCACUAGAGGCCUUCUACGAGGAUAAGAAGGCCAUUCUUCCCCCUACAGGAAACGGACUAGUCACCGCCUGCCCGACCUGGAGUGUUACCAAUAUAAGCCGCUGCAUGCACCCUGAAAUGAAGAUCACCCACCCGGCUGGCUGCAUGUCCCAGUUCAUCCAGUUUUUCGGGGAGCAAAUAAUGGUGCUGUGGAAGUUCGCGCUGCUUCGGAAGCGCAUACUCAUCUUCUCCCCUCCACCUGUAGGAGUUGUCUGCUACAGGGUGUAUUGCUGUUGCUGCCUGGCCAACGUUUCAUUACCUGGCAUUGGAGUUUCUGUGCCUGAAUUACGGCCUUUCUUCUACAUCAACAUAGCCGACAUCUCUGCCCUGGAAACAGAGCUGUCAUACGUGGCCUGCACCACGGAGAAGAUCUUUGAGGAGAAAAAGGAGCUGUAUGACGUCUAUAUCGAUAACCAGAAUGUGAAAACUCACAGAAGCUAUUUGCAGCAGCUGCUCAGGCUGAACGCAGCAGACAAGGAGAAAUACAGGAAGCUGACUGAGCAGAGGCAACUGCUGCUGUACUCUCAGGAGGUGGGUGAAGACUGCACAUCAAAUGAAGAGGAUCUUUUCAUCCUGUUCUUUAUGGAGCUUAAUAACCGCAUCUUCCAGACCCUGUCAGAGGUAGCAGGAAGCGCCGACCCCACUCUCACUGGUGAGCACGUGAGGGCCAUGGGGCUGGAUCCCCAGGGAGAUCGAGCAUUCCUUGCCGACCUGCUGGAGGUUUAUGGUUUCGAUGUAACACUGGUCAUAGACAACCUCUGCUGCCCCUGAACCCCAUUCAACCGGGAAACUCGGAAGCCACUGGAUUAUAUGUGCCUACUAGGGUCACAAAUACAAGACUCUGAAGACACUGCCUCCAUCCUGGGACUUCAUCUGCUCUCUUCUGUGUGUGUGUGUGUGUGUGUGUGUGUGUGUGUGUGUGUGUGUGUGUGUGUGUGUGUGUGUGUGUGUGUCUCAUCUUAACCUGAGGAGACUGUUUCUAACCACUGUGGGAGAAAAGGACACCUAACAUUGUGCACUUCUUCACAGUGGGUGAUAAACACCAAUACUGCUGAGCAGACUUGUCAUCCUGUGGCCAUUAACAUCUUAUGCGAGUCACUUCUUGCUGUUUUUGUCCGAACCACAGUUUUCUUGUGUGCACAUUUGUUUGACUUUGAUUAAGUGACCAGGACUGAAGCACUGGAUGAAAAUGUAAACGAGUCUGAUGAUUGCACCUGCUACUGUAGUGAAGUCACUGGCACUUUGACGUCCACUUCUGGUUUGUCUAAAGAAUGGAUUUAAGGUUCCUCGAAAUGAAUUUGUGCACUUCAGAUAUCUUUCCUGGAAAAUCACACAGACCUCAGAAUAACAGCUGUAAUUCUGUUCUUAUGUUUUUUUUUGUCUGACUGAUUCUGAAAAUGGUUGAGGGGGGAAAAAAGCUUUUGGACCACGUUAAUUGCCUUUGAAAAAGGAAGCAAUAUGAAUCUGAAUGAUAAGGGAAAAGCUGUUCUAAGGACCUUGCUCACCUUCAUGCACCUUAAACAAUAUUUAGAUAUCACAGAGUGCAGGGGAUCGAUGUGUUCUGGAAACUUUUUGCAUUGUUGUACGUCGAAGCUUCUCAUUUGUCAUAAUUGGUGGAAGACUUUUCAAUGAAUGUGUAACUCUUAUUGUGAAUGCUGCACCACGUCCGCCACUGGACUGUUUCCCGAUGCACACAGUCAUGCUUAAAUUGAACUUUUUAUAUGCUGUUUUUAUGAUUUACAGUCUGAGCCAUCUAGUUAUUCUAGAGCAGGAGCGCCUGUAAAUGUCUUUUCUUUGUCAAACUACUGUAGAGCCUUGUUCAUGAGCAGAAGUUCAUAUAUCUCUUAGAAUUCUGCUAACUAAAGAGUAAUCGAUGAAGCUGUUUGUUGAUCAACUUUCAAGAGCUCCUUUUCAGCUGUGUUCAUGACAAAGAUCUCUUUGUGUGCGUUUAAAAAAAAAAACCUGUAAUGUCCUGAGCCGAGCAGAAGCUUUAACUCCUCCUCUGUGGGCAAAUUCACGGAAAGGACUCGGUCUGUUCCGUCUGUUUUUCCUCAGUCCUUUCAUCAGUGAAUCCAGCUUUAGAAAUGGCCCAACUGUGUCUUUUGAAUACUGCUGGCAGAGUGCUUUUAUUUCAGCCACCCCUUUGCCAACCACGGUGAUAAUUUGUUCCAUGUUGGAACACAUAAGUCUGACAUUUGCCUUGUAUAAAAUUGAAGAAGUGGUUUUAUCUCUCUCUCUGACAUACUCCACCCGAGGAUAUUUUUUCUGGCUUUGUUAAGAAAAUACAGUGCACUAAGUGUUGUAUAUUUAAGAAAAGGGUUGUAAAGGGGACCUAUUCUGCAUUUCCUUAGUGUCUCAUAUACGCUCAUACUAAACAUGGCCAAAGUUUCAAAUAAUGAGGUCAGGGAAGCAGAUUCUCACAGUGUUAUAUAUUGAAAAUGUUGCCUCUGCGUAGAUGAGAAGCCCCACCUCCUGUUCGUGAGGGGCAGCCAAUCAGAAGAAAGUUGGCUGAAAGGGAGAGAAACUAAAACGUCAAAGAUCUGCACCACAGCCCAGUGUUUAAGACAAAUUAGGAUUAUUUUGAACUCUGAGUCAUGCAAAGCAACUCUAGUAGUAUCCAUUCAAAAACAUAUGGACCUGGAAAUGAGCAUCGUAGGUCUCCUUUAAGCCCGUUUUUUUGAAUGGGGCCUUAUCAUAAUGUGACUUUUUUCAACAAGAGCAAGGUGACUAAUUUCUCUGUGUACAUCAACAUUAACUGCUAAAAGAUUAGGUACACUGUCACAAGCACUUCAGAAUGACCUUAGCUUUUCCAGGAUUGACUACCUAGCCUGUUGACUUAUCAGCUGAUAUAUCAUCUUCCCUCUGACAGCGUUUGCUUUCCAGGUGUAUGUUUAAUGUUUAAAAGAAAAAGAAAGGGAAUGUACACAACACCAACCACUGUAUAAAAUGCCUUCUUUGUGGAACUGUUCACAGAUGUGUACCAGCAUUAGCUAAAUGAUUCGUCUGUACAGCCGUUUCACAUUACUGAAUGUCAAAGACGGCAAAAGUAUUGCACACAUGCAGCAACGUAUCCAAGUAGUGUGACUGUUUUCUUCUUGAUUGUAAGAGUAUUCACACAAUAACAAGUCUUCACCUCUACUAAUGCGAAAUACUGUAAGAGAUGUCAGUAAUGUACACGAGAACUCAAUAGCAUGAGCAACUGUCAGUUUCACUGUACUGCCAUUGUAAAACAAUAAAACACUGAUAUGGUUCAAGUGUUAUCUAA